UCUGUCUGUUAUUUAGACAUGGCGGCUUCGGCGGAGGAGGCAGAGAUCCAGGUGGCAAGGCAGAGGAGGGACGGCCGGGCCCAGGGGCCCGGCCGGGGCUCCACCUUGUGCUGACUGACAGCGUGGCCGGGAUUAGGUCCAGGACCGGAAUCGGCCCUGGGUCUGUGCCGGCCUGACCGGCCAUGGGGGAUCCCGGUGGCGGCAGCGGCGGCGGCGGCGGCGGUAGCGGCCGGGCCUGGUGCCUGCGGCGAGUGGGAAUGAGCGCUGAGUGGCUGCUGCUGGAGGAUCGCAGCGAGAUUACAAUUGGUCGAGGAUUUGACGUCACAUACCAGCUGCUUUCGAAAAUUUGUCCAUUGAUGAUUUCUCGAAACCACUGUGUUUUCAAGCAGAAUGCUGAGGGCCAAUGGACAAUGAUGGACAACAAGAGUCUGAAUGGUGUUUGGCUGAACAAAGAACGCCUGGAACCUUUAAAGGCUUAUCCUAUUCGGGAGGGAGACCAAAUCCAGCUUGGAGUUCCACUAGAAAAUAAGGAGAAUGCAGAAUAUGAAUAUGAAGUAGUAGAAGAAGACUGGGACAAGAUCCACUUAUGUCUUGCCUUGAGGAACAAUAGGGCAGUAGUUAAGUGCUCAAGAACCAAAAGGAAAUGUAGUUUGGAGGAGUUGGAUAGCCCUGGAGCAGAGGGCUCUUCAAACUCCAGAACCAAAGUAAAUAAAGUGUCCCAUUACUAUGAGCAGUCAGGAAAGUCCUGUGGAAAAGCUGAAAUGUCCAAACAGACCCCUAAAAACAUGGACCAAAAAUUGGCUUCUCCUGGACCAAGUAGGGAGAGAGCAGCAGAGGAUGACCUUCAAAUUGUUUCAGAAAAAGCAACAGUGCUGCAGAGCACGGAGCACAAAGACCCCAGCUUGUCACAAUCUCAGAGCAGCUUGGACAUACUUAAGAAGACAAUGGCCAAGAUCCUCAAGCUGAAGGUGAAGGUUCAGGAGAAGCAAGUAGCUGUUCUGAGUGUGAAGCAGCACAGCCACAAGGGGACCCAGAAAGAAAUUGUGAAGAUGGAAGAGGAGCUUCAGGAGUUACAGGAUCAGCUGUUUACGGAGCAGGUCCAGCAACAGCAGAGAGUGGAGCAGCUAGAGAAAAAUUUUCAGGAGAAGGAGCAGCAUUUAGAGGGUUUGGAGAAACAGCAUGGGGAAAAGAACCUGAAGGAGCAGCUGGCACAAGCCCUGCAGGAGCAUCACAUUCUAAUGGAAGAGUUAAAUCGGAGCAAAAAGGACUUUGAAGCAAUCAUUCAAGCCAAGAAUAAAGAGCUGGAACAGACCAAGGAAGAGAAAGAGAAAGUGAGAGCACAGAAGGAAGAGGUUCUAAACCAAAUGAAUGAUGUGCUAGAAAAUGAACUUCAAUGCAUCAUUUGCUCUGAACACUUCAUUGAGGCUGUCACCUUGAACUGUGCUCACAGUUUUUGCUCCUACUGUAUCAAUGAAUGGAUGAAGCGAAAAGUGGAAUGUCCCAUCUGUCGACAGGAUAUUGAAUCUAAAACUCGCUCCCUAGUGCUAGACAACUGCAUCAACAAGAUGGUUGAGAAACUAAGCUCUGAAAUGAAAGAGCGACGAGAAAUUCUCAUUAAUGAAAGGAAAGCUUCUACAGAAGGCUUGAAAUUCCGGAGGACAAAAGGAUUACAACAUAGAAUCACCAACCCAGCAAAAGUGAGUAUUAUCCUUUGGGGGGAUAAAUGGACAUUCACUGAAAUAGAGCACUUUCACGCAUUCCUGAUGAAAAGACCAGAUCUGAUGGAAAACUUAGUGUUCAAAUACAAGAUGCAAAAGAAUCAUAAAAAGGCAAACAGAAAAGAGAAAUCAGGGAUUCCAUGAGGUUAAACGGUUUAUAUUCCUACAUAGAAAAAAUGAUAUUUGUAUCUUCUAAAAUCUUUCUGAUCAUUUAGGAGGAGUAUACAUAGAAAGCAUAGGUGUGAAUUUAAUAUGAUAAUGUGAUUAUCUAAAAAAAUAAAUAAAGAGAAGGAAAAUAAAGGAAAGAGGGGAAAGAAAGGUAGAAUGGGAUAAAUUAUCUGAUAUAAAAAUGGCUCAAGUUAUAAUGGAGGGGAAAAUGGGGGAAGCAGGGAGAGGAACACAUGAAAUUUUACUCAUUAAAAUUGGCUCAAAGAAGGAAUAAUAUGCACUAGAAAUAGAAAUCUAGUUUACUAUACAGGAAAGUAAUAAGGGAAAAUGGGUAUCCAUCAACUUCUAGUUUCUUAAAGGCCUCAUUUCUAAAAUAUAUAGAGAAUUGACUCAAAUUUGUAAGAAUUCAAGCCAUUCUCCAAUUGAAAAAUGGUCAAAGAAUAUGAAUAGACAAUUUUAAGAUAAAGAAAUUGGAACCAUUUCUAGUCAUAUGAAAAGGUGUUCUAAAUCAUUAUUGAGCAGAGAAAUGUGAGGUACCAUUACACACCUCUCAUAUUGGCUAAGAUGACAGCAAAAAAUAUGAUAAAUGUUAGAGGAGAUGUGAGAAAACUGGGACUCUAAUACCUUGUUGGUGGAGUUGUGAACUGAUCCAAACAUUCUGGAGAGCAAUUUGGAAUUGUGCCCAAAGGGCUAUCAAACUGUGCAUACCCUUUGAUCCAGCAGUUUCUACUGGGCUUAUAUCCCAAAGAGAUCUUAAAGGAGGAAAAGGGACCCACAUGUGUAAAAAUGUUUGUGGCAGAAACUGAAAAUUGAGUGGAUUCCACCCACCGGUUGGAGAAUGGCUGAAUAAGUUAUGGUAUAUGAAUGCUAUGGAAUACUAUUGUUUUGUAAGAAAUGACCAGCAGGAUGAUUUCAGAGAGGCCUGGAGAGACAUAUGAACUGAUGCUAAGUGAAGUAAGUGGAACCAAGAGAACAUUGUACAUGGCAAUAGCAAGAUUAUGUGAUGAUCAGUUCUGAUGGAUGUGGCUCUUCUCAACAAUGAAUGAUUCAGAUCAGUUCCAAUGAAUUUGUGGUGAAGAAAGUCAUCUGCACUCAGAGAGAGGACUGUGGGAACUGAGUAUAGAUCACAACAUAACAUUUUUACUCCUUUUGUUGUUUUUUGUUGAAUUUUAUUUUCUCAUUUUUUCCCUUUUUGAUCUGAUUUUUCUUGUGCAGCAAGAUAAUUGUAUAAAUAUGUAUGCAUAUAUUGGAUUUUAAAACAUGUUUUUACUAUGUUUAACAUAUAUUGGAUUAUUUGCCAUCUGGGAGAAGGAAGGGGGGUAUUGGAACACAAGGUUUUGCAAGAGUCGAUGUUGAAAAAUUGUCCAUGAAUAUAUUUUGAAAAUAAAAAGCUUUGAUUUAACACAAAAAAAAAAAAAAAAAAAAAAAGAA
Antechinus flavipes (yellow-footed antechinus) is the source of this 3317-nucleotide messenger RNA. RefSeq names its product ring finger protein 8 (gene RNF8). The record is from RefSeq and is a predicted model, not a curated record. The coding region runs from base 183 to 1862 and encodes 559 amino acids. NCBI's taxonomy places the organism in Eukaryota, Metazoa, Chordata, Mammalia, Dasyuromorphia, Dasyuridae. The transcript is spliced from 8 exons. Gene Ontology annotation, biological process: ubiquitin-dependent protein catabolic process; protein K48-linked ubiquitination; double-strand break repair. Gene Ontology annotation, cellular component: nucleus; cytosol; site of double-strand break. Gene Ontology annotation, molecular function: ubiquitin protein ligase activity; histone binding; zinc ion binding.